GACGAAGAUGGCGGCUGAGGUGCAGAGCGGAGGGGAGGUGCCUGCCCGUGACUCCGGCCGGAGUGAUGCCAUCUGCAGUUUUGUCAUCUGCAAUGAUUCCUCCCUCCGAGGUCAGCCUGUUAUCUUCAACCCUGACUUUUUUGUGGAAAAACUCCGACAUGAGAAACCUGAGGUGUUCACUGAGUUGGUGGUCAGCAAUAUCACGAGGCUUAUCGAUUUACCUGGAACUGAGCUGGCUCAGCUGAUGGGAGAAGUGGACCUUAAGCUGCCUGGUGGGGCUGGCCCAGCGUCAGGAUUCUUCCGGUCUCUGAUGACUCUCAAGCGGAAGGAAAAAGGAGUGAUAUUUGGAUCCCCAUUGACGGAGGAAGGCAUUGCCCAGAUAUACCAACUGAUUGAAUAUCUACACAAAAACUUGCGAGUAGAGGGUUUGUUUAGAGUUCCGGGCAACAGUGUCCGACAGCAGAUACUAAGGGACGCUCUCAAUGAUGGAACUGAUAUUGACUUGGAGUCAGGGGCGUUUCAUUCCAAUGACGUUGCUACGUUGCUGAAGAUGUUCCUAGGAGAGCUACCAGAGCCCCUGCUGACACACAAACAUUUCCAUGCGCACCUCAAGAUUGCUGAACUAGGAAUGGAAUUGCUGGAACAUAUGGUUACUGCAAAUGACCUUAAGGAAAAUAUCACAAAGUUAAACAAUGGGAUGGCUUUUAUGAUCAAACACUCCCAGAAACUUUUUAAGGAUGACCUUGAUCUGACAGCUUCAUGUCAUGCUAAGUCCUUCCAACUGGCAAAACCUCAGAAAUGGAACCAGGCAGACCCAUACUCUCAGCAGGAGGAGAUCCAGCAGCGUACAGAAGAGGCACUGCGGGAGCUCUUCCAGCAUGUUCACAGUCUGCCCGAGUCAGCGAAGAAGAAGCAACUUAUUAGACAGUUUCAUAAGCAGUCUUUGACCCAAACACCAGGACGAGAACCUCCUCUUCCCCGGGUACAGAAGAGGGCCCGUUCACGCUCCUUCAGUGGGCUUAUUAAGCGUAAAGUCCUGGGAAAUCAGACGAUGUCAGAAAAGAAAGACAAGUACCCUACUCCAGAAUCUGUGGCCAUGGGUGAAUUGAAGAAUGCCAGCAAAGAAAACAGGAACUUGUUAUUUUCUGACUCUCCAGCUGUCAUGAUGACACCAACAAGAUUGAAAUGGUCUGAGGGGAAGAAAGAGGGGAAAAAAGGCUUCCUCUGAAGGAUCCAGAGUUCUCCUGACUUCCGCCUGGAAUUUUGUGGGCCAGGUGUCGUUUCUACUCAGAGUGAAGCCUGGACUUGCAGCUUGCUUGCUGCUGUUGAACUGAGAAAGCCAACUAAUCCCCUCACCCGACUGAUAACCUCUAAUCCUACUCACGGGAUGGCUUUGUAAGCCUUCAGAGAGACUACUAGGGCUGCUCUGUUUCUAUUUUUUAAUAUUAUGGGGAAACCACUAAUCAGCCAACAGCAUACACAGUACAGUAGGUGGGCAGAACGGGGGCUUCUGGGGGCUCAUUCAGUAUUUUUAGGCCAGUUCUGUUUCUAAAAGUACAAAAUUUUGUGCUCAACUGAUAUUUUAAAGAAAGUACUGUCGAUUCUAGUAUGUCGAUAUUUUUUAACUGAUAUUUUUGACUUUUCUCAUGUUUUGAUUGUGUUGUUGUUUAUUUGUUUUAAAAUCCAUUUUAGGGGCCAGGGAGAUGGUUCAGUAGAAUAAGCACUUCCCUGGCAAGCGCAAGGGCCUGAGUUCAAUCCCCAGUCCAUGUCCCCCCCCCACAAAAAAAAAAAUCUGUUUUAGAGGGAUUGGUGAUUGAAAUGGGCUGUACGCUAGAAACUUCCAUCCUUUUUCACCUUAAGGUUUGGGAAAGUUCUUUAUCUCAUAAGGCCAUUUUCUUUAGCAUCUUAUUUGUCUUCAAAGAAUUUAUAGUGUCCUAGGCAAUUUAAAAUUAUCUUUUUGGUGCCAAGAUUGCAGAGUAUUUGACCUCCGGUGUCAAAAAACAAUUCAGAACAGUAUUUUAGCAAAUUUCAGGUAUUAUUAUUAAAUUAUUUUCCUCCCUCUGUUCAUCCUUCCCCUCUUCUCUAAAACUUUCCUUUUCCUUAGUGAUGUGACAAACUGUGUGGUUGCUGAAGUUGUUUUCUUCCCUAGAAUCCUCUCACCUACAGCAUCCCUGGUGCAAAGUGAAUACUUGUGUGCCAGGUUACUGUGACUCAUGACAUCCCAGAUUUCAGCCUCAUAAAGGUUUGCUGAAAUCUGUAUUUGUGAGAGGCUCUGGAGUGUGUCUGGAGGGGCUGGCUGACUGGGCAGAUUCUGCUGCCCUUCCCAGGCGUCAGGUGUGCAGCUAGACCGUCUCCCGAGACAGGUUGAAACUGGAGGAGAGGAGUGGGUGGGUGGGCUCUGCAGGGCCCGUAGGGCUAAAGGAGAGCGCCUUUACUUGGAAGCCAAGGUGGCUUACCACCAUUGCCCUAGAGCAGUUGCUCCAGUGCCUUGCCCUCGUCAGAACGGGCACAGGUAGCAAGCAAUAGGGAGAUGCGGCGACAGUGCUUGGCUUUUGGGUUGGGCCCGUCCCCACAGGUUGGAGGGGAGCAGUGGCACAGUGUUGACGUUAUCUGAAGCGUUCACUGCUCGGAGUAGUGUGUGGCAGAGGAAAAUGUGGCUCGCCCUGGUCUGCUAAGCUGUGUACCAUUCUUACCCUGAGUGGGAGCUGAGUCAGGCCCACUGUGGGGAAGGUGCCUAGCAAAGUAUUGUUUGCUGAGCUGUCUUUAUAAACAACUGAAAAUGCUGCAUUAUUGCUGAAAUGAUAGAUGACCGGAACAGCCGAGUUUGGCUUUGUGUCGGAGUCAGCCCUCUCUUCUAUACUAUACUGUUUCUUUUGCUACUGUUAGCCCAUUUGUGAAGAAAAUGUAAAAUUUGGCCUUCCAACAUGAUGAAUUGGGGCAAUAAAUGUAUACAUGUAUAAAACUGCUUAGGAGCCCCUUACUCUGCAGCAGUCUUAGGCCAUUCUUUACAAUAUUCACUAGUAAACUCAUACGACUUUUUCUUCUUAUUAGGAAAAAUACAUUUUCUUGUAUCAGGUAACAGCGAAUUCAGACAGAGAGCCCCUUUGGUAUCACUAAAUCAAAGUAGUGUUCUCCCUUAACUCAGUCCUUCUUUAUUCAUUUAAGUCUGUUUUAUCCUGGAGAGGCGUGGUGGUCUCUUAUGUGUGGCCUGCUGUCAGGUAGAGGGAGCGGAAUAGGGACUCAGUGGCUGCUUGUCAUCCAGUCAGCUGUGCGCUGGUGAGAGGUGCCUGGGACUUCGGCGGCGCCAAGGGGUCAGCCCUGCGGGCAGUGUUCGGGCGAGGUGUGAGAGAAGGGUUUCCCACGUGCACACGCGCGGGCGGUUUAUGCGUGUUUGUGGGUAUGUGUGUUUGUUUAUUUAUUGAAUAUGUGGUGGCCCUUGUUUUAAGGGUGUUAUAGGUCAUUUUUCUUAUACAAGCUGUGAUCCAGUUGGAAACCAAAUCUGAAGAAUAAGCAGCAAAAUUUUGUCUUCUAAUCUGUAACUGUUCUAAUCCCGUGAAAUCUUACGAUCAACUUUAAAAAACAACCUUUUUUGUUUCACAAAAGGUUACUAUCUUCAUUCUGACUUAGUAGUUAGGUAUUUUUGAGCCAGUAUUUAAUUUUUUUAACCUAUAAGAUGUUUAAAAAACCAUUUUGUUGUGUUUAUUUUUCAUAAGGGAACAGUCUCUUUGGAAGUGCCUCUUACAGUCUUUAAAGCUUCAUUCUUUUCUGGGGUCAUUGCCAUGGGUUUUGCUGUGGUGUCAAUUUAGGGCACUGUAUUUGUGCCAGAGGAACACAGCAUAAAAACACAGCCCACUUCCUUGGUUCAGAUCUGUUUGGGUGAUCGACUUUCGCAUCUGGGACUGACGACUCUUGUUUGAAAAACCCCAGUGUAGCAGUGCAAGAGGGGAGGAGAUGGUGGUUAUACCUGAGUGCCAGAACAUAGCAGAGGGGAGGUGAUGAAUCGGAACUGCACCACAGCUCAUCCUGCACGAAGGACAGCUCUUCACCCUGAGUGUCCUUCCAGGGUCAGUCCAGAAUGACGAGGGGGACACCCUUGGGAAGUCUAGAGUGGUGGAUGGUGUGACCAUUGGCUGUGCUAGAGGUGACCGUUCUGUUGGUCCGAGGAAGCCAUUGGAUCCUGGUGUCAGAGCAAAGCCAUUCUUUCCUCCUGAGUGGGAAUCUUUCUGUUCAGCUUCCCUCCUGGAACCUCUGGUAGCAUACGGUUUAAAGUACUGCAUUCUAGGGGAACUCGUGGUCACUAGGACUGUGCCGUAGUGACUGGCUGUGUGACCGUGCAGCGGGAGGCUGUCUUGGGGAUGGCCGUCUCUCAGCUUCGUCCCCUCCCAUUCAUUCUGCUGGCCUCCCAAGGGCUGGAAGGUGCUGGCGCCCAUUCUGAGGCCACUUCUGUGUAGGUCUACUUUUCUCAAGAGAGCCUUGUCCUCUCCUUCCUCUACUCUGAAGGGUUUGCACUGAAGACAGGGCCUAGUCUAAACCUGGAAGCCCGCAGAACUCCCAAGAUUUGGGAAAAAUUUAGGCCCUAAGAUGUAAAGCUUUAAAAAAUUUUUAUUUUAAUUUUUGACGCAAAGCUUUUGAAUGCAGUGGUAAUUAGCCAGUGGCAAACUCACUGUGGAAAGCUGGAUUUACUAAGCAAAAUGCUGAGAUCAGGGUAGAGUUGUUGGAGGCAGAUUAGUGAGGAGGUAGAGUACAGAUAGCUGGAGUGCUUGAGUUACCAUGGAAACGAGUGUGUAAGACCACAGCUCAUGCUAAAGAGCCCUUGAGCACGCCUCUGACAUGUUUAGGGGCCAGAACAUCCUGUCAGGAAAAAAAUGCUCUCAGCCCAGGGAGCCUUUCUUCAGAGCAAAGUUUGCUCUUGCCCUGUCCCUGAGCUCACUGGAAAACCUAACCAGGUUGCUUAAGAGGUCUUACCAUUUUUUUAUUUUUCAUUCUUAUUUGACUGUAUAUAAUGUAUG
Molecule: messenger RNA, 5009 nt
Organism: Octodon degus (degu)
Lineage: Eukaryota; Metazoa; Chordata; Mammalia; Rodentia; Octodontidae
Gene: Arhgap19
Product: Rho GTPase activating protein 19
Exons: 11
Coding region: 8-1228 (406 amino acids)
Biological process (GO): regulation of small GTPase mediated signal transduction; signal transduction
Cellular component (GO): cytoplasm
Molecular function (GO): GTPase activator activity
Source: RefSeq, a predicted model, not a curated record